This is a messenger RNA of Cynara cardunculus var. scolymus (artichoke), 1118 nucleotides long. RefSeq names its product dolichol-phosphate mannosyltransferase subunit 1. Gene Ontology annotation, molecular function: dolichyl-phosphate beta-D-mannosyltransferase activity. The transcript is spliced from 8 exons. Bases 77 to 802 code for a protein of 241 amino acids. Gene Ontology annotation, biological process: protein O-linked glycosylation via mannose; GPI anchor biosynthetic process. The record is from RefSeq and is a predicted model, not a curated record. Gene Ontology annotation, cellular component: endoplasmic reticulum membrane. NCBI's taxonomy places the organism in Eukaryota, Viridiplantae, Streptophyta, Magnoliopsida, Asterales, Asteraceae.
CAUCAUUAAUAAACCUCUCCAUCUGAAUUUCGAACUUCAAAUCGAAAUUGGGAGUUUUAGGGUCUUUGAUCUGCAAAUGGCGGAACACCAGAAUAAAAACAAGUAUAGUAUAAUCAUCCCAACUUACAACGAACGGCUCAACAUCGCCCUCAUCGUCUUCCUCGUCUUCAAGCAUAUACCGGAUGUUGACUUUGAAAUAAUAAUUGUGGAUGAUGGUAGUCCUGAUGGAACUCAAGAUAUUGUCAAACAGUUGCAGCAAGUGUAUGGUGACGAUCGCAUUCUAUUAAGAGCUAGGACUAGGAAGCUUGGAUUAGGGACUGCUUACAUUCAUGGUCUGAAGCAUGCUUCAGGAAAUUUUGUCAUAAUCAUGGAUGCCGAUCUAUCACACCAUCCAAAGUACCUUCCACACUUUAUUAAGAAACAGAUGGAGACAGGUGCCAGUAUUGUUACUGGAACUCGGUAUGUAAGAGGUGGGGGCGUGCAUGGUUGGACUUUGAUGCGCAAAUUGACAAGUCGAGGGGCGAAUGUCCUUGCACAUACGCUUCUUUGGCCUGGUGUAUCAGACUUGACAGGCUCGUUUCGUCUUUACAAGAAAUCCGUGCUUGAGGACAUCAUAAGCUCUUGUGUGAGCAAGGGAUACGUUUUCCAGAUGGAGAUGAUUGUCCGAGCAUCAAGAAAAGGAUACCAUAUCGAAGAGGUUCCGAUCACUUUUGUAGACAGAGUUUAUGGAAGUUCGAAGCUUGGUGGAUCAGAAAUAGUGGAGUAUCUGAAGGGUCUCGUGUAUCUUCUCGUGACCACGUAAAGGAAGAAGGUACCAACCAUUCAAUCAUCAAACCGGCAUUGCUUUUAUUUCUAUUUGAUUCAACGACUCAUAGCCAUUGACCAAAUAGCCAUUUUUUUACAUGAGAAAGGGUUUCUGUUAUUGUACUUGAUUUGGAUUUUGGCUUAUUUAUAGUGUAGAACAUGUCUGUAUUAGUUAAGAUAUUUUCAAAGAUGUUUGUUCCAUUGUCGGGAAUUUUUAAGGCCAUUUAGUACUUCCAAAGUACAAGGUCCCAUGAUUGUUAAGCCAUGACAAUAGCCAUGUGAUUGGUGGUACUUUAAUAUAAUUGUUAAAAUCA